This is a messenger RNA of Larimichthys crocea (large yellow croaker), 1094 nucleotides long. Its product is annotated as P2Y purinoceptor 14. The record is from RefSeq and is a predicted model, not a curated record. The coding region runs from base 96 to 1094 and encodes 332 amino acids. Gene Ontology annotation, biological process: G protein-coupled receptor signaling pathway. Gene Ontology annotation, molecular function: G protein-coupled purinergic nucleotide receptor activity. The transcript is spliced from 3 exons. Gene Ontology annotation, cellular component: membrane. Lineage: Eukaryota; Metazoa; Chordata; Actinopteri; Sciaenidae.
ACGAAUAAACUCUGCUGGUACUUCAUCUUCUCUUCUUUGCACAUUUUCUGCUUUAAUGCAGAGAUUUAAAUGUACAAUUUAGAUCAACCAGAAAGAUGAGUGACCAAAGUGGAGUAGAAGCAACUUCAUCUGUCAAUCAGUCAUCAGAUACAAACCGGACCAUGGACAGUUCGACUAACUGUGAUCACGUUGACUCCUCAGGCUACCCCUUUUUCAUGGUGGUCUACAGUCUGAUCUUUCUGGUGGGUUUACUCCUCAAUGGAUAUAUCAUGAAGUUUUACUUCUGCAGUGCUGGGCGGCAGGCAUCCAGUAGCAUUAGGGUCUACCUGAAGAACUUAUCAGCCGCUGAUUUCCUGCUCUGCCUCUGUCUCCCCAUCCGCAUCACAAACUACGCCGACAACUCCCCCACCAGCCGCCUGAUCAACUGUAACUUUGGCUCUGUUGUCCUCUUCCUCAACAUGAACGCCAGCAUCCUGUUCAUGGGCUACAUUGCUGCUAACAGGUAUCUGAAGAUUGUCCGAGGAACUUUAGAAACUCACAUCCUGCAGACCGCGCAGGCUGCCCGCAUCAUCUCCUCCUUCACCUGGGUUUUCCUCCUGGCCCUGUCGACUGCCUAUGUCGUCUUGUCAUUCGAAACGCAGAAAGCUUUGACCGCUGUCCCAGUGAACUGUGAAGCCUUACAUAGCCAAAAGCUCAUCGUGCUCUACAAAAUCCUACACACCUGUUCCACCGUCGGCUUCCUGUUUGUCCUUAUCUCCUUGGUCUUCUUCUACUACAGCACCUCCCACAGGGUGUUACAGGCGAAGCAGAGUGAGCCGGUGUCCUCCAGCUCCAAGAAGCUUGCAAAGUCACGCAGAACCAUGUUAGUGCUGGUCUGUGUCUUCUGCUUUUGCUUUGUUCCCUACCACCUGGUUCGUCUUCCCAGCGCUUUCCUGCAGAGGGACUGUUCAUGGAGCAAUGUUUUGUACCUCCUGAGGGAGGUGACUGUCAUAGUGUCAGUGCUCAACAUCUGCCUGGACCCACUCAUCUACUUCAUCUCCAGCAAAGCGCUCAGGAGGAAGCUUAGCCAGAGAGGGGUGUCUGGAAACCGAUAA